AUGACAAAAUCAACGGUAAAUCAAGAACGAGCCGAGUUUCUGACUUCCUUGGUAUCCCCAGGACAAGCCCUACAUUUCAGGUUUAAUUUUGGAGGGUGGACGCUCCAACUUAAGGAUAAUCAAACCCUGCCUGUCACCUGCCACGAGAUGCUCUUCCUCAUGGACUACAUCCAGGAUCACGGUUCCAAACAAGCCAGAUGCCUCUCCGAGCUGUACAAUCCUUCGGACUCUGAUUCCAAGAGUAUCGCCGCAAGGGAGACUCUCGACGACUCGGGGAUAAAGGAGACAUGCACAGGGGCUGGAAGUGUUGUUUCCUCCAGGGAACGUCGUGACUGA
Molecule: messenger RNA, 336 nt
Organism: Tremella mesenterica DSM 1558
Lineage: Eukaryota; Fungi; Basidiomycota; Tremellomycetes; Tremellales; Tremellaceae
Exons: 2
Coding region: 1-336 (111 amino acids)
Source: RefSeq, a predicted model, not a curated record